CGACGACGACAGCUCUACUCAAGGGGAGCUGAAGCUGUCUCUGGGCAGCCAGGCCAGGCCAGGAGGACCAUGUGAAUGGGGCCAGGGGGCUCCUGGGCUGGGCAGGGAACAUGGGCUGUAGCUGCAGCUCAAAUCCUGAAGAUGACUGGAUGGAAAACAUUGAUGUUUGUGAAAACUGCCAUUAUCCCAUAGUCCCACUGGAUGGCAAGGGCCUGCUGCCCAUGAGGAAUGGCUCAGAGGUGCGGGAUCCACUGGUCACCUAUGAAGGCAGCGAUCCCCCUGCGUCCCCAUUACAAGACAACUUGGUUAUUGCGCUGCACAGCUAUAAGCCCUCCCACGACGGGGACCUGGGCUUUGAGAAGGGUGAACAGCUGCGUAUCCUGGAGCAGAACGGCGAGUGGUGGAAGGCUCAGUCCCUGACCACGGGCCAAGAAGGUUUCAUCCCAUUCAACUUCGUAGCCAAAGCAAACAGCCUGGAGCCUGAACCCUGGUUCUUCAAAAACUUGAGUCGUAAGGACGCGGAGAGGCAGCUCUUGGCGCCCGGGAACACACACGGAUCAUUUCUGAUCCGGGAGAGCGAGACCACCGCUGGAUCAUUUUCGCUGUCUGUCCGGGACUUCGACCAGAAUCAGGGAGAGGUUGUGAAACAUUACAAGAUCCGUAACCUGGACAACGGCGGCUUCUACAUCUCCCCCCGCAUUACUUUUUCCGGCCUGCAUGAGCUGGUCCGCCAUUACACCAAUAAUUCGGAUGGGCUGUGCACACGGUUGAGUCGCCCCUGCCAGACCCAGAAGCCCCAGAAGCCAUGGUGGGAGGACGAGUGGGAGGUUCCCAGGGAGACGCUGAAGCUGGUGGAGCGGCUGGGGGCUGGACAAUUCGGAGAAGUGUGGAUGGGCUAUUACAAUGGGCACACGAAGGUGGCAGUGAAGAGUCUAAAGCAGGGCAGCAUGUCCCCCGACGCUUUCCUGGCCGAGGCCAACCUCAUGAAGCAGCUGCAGCACCAGCGGCUGGUCCGGCUCUAUGCGGUGGUCACUCAGGAGCCAAUAUACAUCAUCACCGAAUACAUGGAGAACGGAAGUCUUGUGGAUUUUCUGAAGACCUCCACAGGCAUGAAACUGACCGUCAGCAAGCUCUUGGACAUGGCAGCACAAAUUGCAGAAGGCAUGGCAUUCAUUGAAGAACGGAAUUAUAUCCACCGUGACCUGAGGGCUGCCAACAUCCUGGUGUCUGACACCCUGAGCUGCAAGAUUGCAGACUUUGGCCUAGCACGCCUCAUUGAGGACAACGAGUACACAGCCAGGGAAGGUGCCAAGUUUCCCAUUAAGUGGACAGCGCCAGAAGCCAUUAACUACGGGACAUUCACCAUCAAAUCGGAUGUGUGGUCUUUUGGGAUCCUGCUGACAGAGAUUGUCACCCAUGGACGCAUUCCUUAUCCAGGGAUGACCAAUCCUGAGGUGAUUCAGAACCUGGAGCGAGGCUACCGCAUGGUGCAACCUGACAACUGUCCGGAGGAGCUGUACCAUCUCAUGAUGUUGUGCUGGAAGGAGCACCCAGAGGAUCGGCCCACCUUUGACUACCUGCGCAGUGUGCUGGAGGACUUUUUCACUGCCACAGAGGGCCAGUACCAGCCCCAACCCUGAGGGCCUAGCUGGCUGGAGAAGAGAAGUUCUUGGGCCACAUACAAGUGGCCUGUGCACACCUGGAGUUUGCCCAGGAAUCCUGCCCCUGUGUGACACAUACACUUCUCAUAUCUCCUCCCUGAGCUCUGCACAUGUGUGGCCUGUGCAUGUGUGUCUGGGCCUGCCCACAUCUGUCUUCCACAGAGAGAGGAGAUGUCUCUGACUGACACCAGCUUCUGCCCACCCUCCUUUCCUUCCCUCAGGUCAUUAAGAACCUCCUUAAUGGCCUGGGCCUUAUCUAUUACCUCUGUGCUCCUCAGUGCCUAGCCCACACAGGAAGGAGCUCAAUAAAUGUCUGUUUGUUGAUGACAGUUGUA
Molecule: messenger RNA, 1996 nt
Organism: Erinaceus europaeus (western European hedgehog)
Lineage: Eukaryota; Metazoa; Chordata; Mammalia; Eulipotyphla; Erinaceidae
Gene: LCK
Product: LCK proto-oncogene, Src family tyrosine kinase
Exons: 13
Coding region: 111-1640 (509 amino acids)
Biological process (GO): B cell receptor signaling pathway; T cell differentiation; cell surface receptor protein tyrosine kinase signaling pathway
Cellular component (GO): extrinsic component of cytoplasmic side of plasma membrane
Molecular function (GO): non-membrane spanning protein tyrosine kinase activity; ATP binding; signaling receptor binding
Source: RefSeq, a predicted model, not a curated record